AGAGUCUGAUCAUGCUUCUCGCUGUCGGAGUUCUCGCAGGAUCAGCUGUUGGAAUUUACAUUCUAGUACAAUAUUUCAUGAAGCCCGUCAUUUAUCAAGAUUCCGUUCCUUUACAAGAUGCUGAGGUGACGGCUCGAUGCAAUGACACAGACAACGAUGUCACUGCCAUGCCACCUAAAAAAGUAUCUUUCAGAAUAAACACAGAAAACUUCUUGUUGGAAGUGCAGGUGGAAGACAGACAAGAAUGGCUCCUGACUUGUCACGAGAGAUGGAACUCAACCUGGGGGACUUUUAUAUGCAGACAUCUGGGAUACAUCAGACUGUUGCACCAUAAAGGUGUGAACAUGACAGAUGCCAAGUUAAAUCAAAGCCAGGAGUUUGUACAAGUCCCACUAAGUCAGACCACUGGAACGGAGCACACGUGGCAAAUCAGGUAUGGUUGCAUCUCUGGUCAUAUUGUCGCCCUAAAGUGUUCAGAAUGUGGAUCUCGCUCUAAAGCUUCCCGAAUUAUUGGGGGAAGUGAUGUUGCACUAGGUCGUUGGCCAUGGCAGGUCAGUCUAUAUCUUAACAACAGACACGUCUGUGGUGGCUCUAUCGUGGCUCAUCAGUGGAUCAUAACUGCUGCACACUGUGUACACAACUAUAGGUCUCCACAGUUGUCCAGUUGGUCUAUAUAUUCAGGCAUGGUCAGCCACAGUUCCAUGAGACAGAACACACCAGCUUCCACCGUAGAGAAGAUCAUCCACCACCAGAAGUAUGAGGAACGGAGCCAUGAUUAUGACAUUGCAAUGAUGAAACUGGAAAAACCGUUAAAUUAUUCAGACAGCGUGCGCCCGGUGUGUCUACCUCAGUAUGACCAAGAAUUUGCAGCCGGUACAGAGUGCUGGGUCUCAGGAUGGGGCCACAUUCACCCGGACAGCUCUCACAUGCCUCGGAGUCUGAAAGAAGCAAUGGUUCCCAUUAUUAGCACAAAGAAAUGCAACAGCUCUUGCAUCUACAAUGGUGAUAUUACUCCAAGAAUGCUUUGCGCAGGAUACUUGGAUGGCAAAGUUGACGCCUGCCAGGGAGACAGUGGUGGGCCCUUAGUAUGUCAGACAGACUACACAUGGCGCUUGGUUGGAGUAGUGAGUUGGGGAAUGGGUUGUGCUGAGCCCAAUCGUCCUGGUGUAUACACCAAGAUAGUAUCCUUCUUGGAUUGGAUCCAUAACAUCAUCGAGGAUGAUUAAAGGAAGUGCUCCAGGGACUACAGAAACUCCAGAAACGGGCGCACCUAUAACACCGAAUUAGGGUCAAGCGUGUAGGUUAGAAUAUCUUUCAAGUGGUUCAAACAUACUGAAUGUUGCAGCAGAGAUAUCCACAAAAGCUUGGCUUGAAAAAGUUUGUAUACCAAACCUGAUUUGUACACAUUACUUACCUGCAGCAGGUAGGAGGCAAAACUGUGACUUGCCAACUGUUGUUGAUGCCAAGCUAAUAAGAGGUGGCCUGUGGUAACAGGGUUUAUAGGGAACAAAAUAUAGAAGACUCACUGGCAUAUCAUGAGCCUUGCCAAGAAUAUGAGUAGUACAGUCAAGCUAAUGCCAUUGUACUAUGCUAUAAUCAAACUCUAAAUCCCACUUUAAUAUUAUCUGUCUAUAUAUCUAUAUCUAUGACUUAAUGACAGAUUUCUUAGCAAAAAUCA
Molecule: messenger RNA, 1678 nt
Organism: Pelobates fuscus (common spadefoot toad)
Lineage: Eukaryota; Metazoa; Chordata; Amphibia; Anura; Pelobatidae
Gene: TMPRSS5
Product: transmembrane serine protease 5
Exons: 11
Coding region: 12-1226 (404 amino acids)
Biological process (GO): proteolysis
Cellular component (GO): membrane
Molecular function (GO): serine-type endopeptidase activity
Source: RefSeq, a predicted model, not a curated record